Messenger RNA from Pseudovirgaria hyperparasitica, 1743 nucleotides. RefSeq names its product beta-lactamase/transpeptidase-like protein. The transcript has 4 exons. Lineage: Eukaryota; Fungi; Ascomycota; Dothideomycetes; Acrospermales; Acrospermaceae. The record is from RefSeq and is a predicted model, not a curated record. The coding region runs from base 1 to 1731 and encodes 576 amino acids.
AUGAUAUUCUUAUUGUUUUCGUUUUUAUUGAGUGCAUCUGCUGCGUUUCAGCCGUGCCCACUCCCUGGUGCCGCAUUUCUCCCUCCAAAACAUUUGGCCACAGAUCAGAACUUCAAGCAGCUGGCGGUAAAUCUGACUAAAAAGCUCGACAGGGCUUUGAACAGUGGUCAAAGUAGUUAUGGCCCGGUUCAGAAGGACAACACAGCGUACUCAGUGUCAGUUUUCGCCGUUGAUAACCCAGAUUUACUAUCCCAAUGGCAUCACACACCAGAUAUGAUCAAAAACUCGUCAUUCGGUGUACAGACAGUGGAUGCAAACUCGGUCUAUCGUAUUGCCAGCGUUUCAAAGCUUGUCACGGUCUACGCGCUGCUCGCAUCGAUAGGAGACCAAUACUGGCACCGGCCGGUCACGGACUUUGUUCCUGAACUACAGCAGCACGUCGAGGAGGAUACGAAAAGUGCACUGGAAUACGUGCAGUGGGAUCAAGUGACGCUUUCAGACCUGGCUAGCGAGAUUAGUGGAGUUACUCGAGAUUUCAUCGCCAGAAAGAAUGAUAUCUCGUUUAUUCCUGCAUCUGUCGCGCAGAUGGUGGGCCUACCUGCUCUCUCCCCGGACGACCUUCCACCAUGCCUUCUCAAUGCCACAGGCACAGUGCAAGACUGUGAUAGAACCGAAUUCUUCGCAUCUAUCGACACUCGACAGCCUAUCUUCCCCUCGGGACUAAAGGCGGCGUAUAGUAAUACAGCAUUCCUAAUCCUCGGUUACGCCAUGGAGAGUAUUACUGGCCGCUCGUUCGGAGACAUCCUCGAUCAAAGCAUUAUCGAGCCGUUAUCGCUGAACCGUACAUUCUACAGUAAACCUGAGGAUAGCAUGGGCGUUAUUCCUAGCACUCCGUGGGAAUCACUGUGGAACUUGGUCACCGCUUUGCCUGCUUCUGGUGGCAUGUAUAGCUCUUCUUCCGACCUAGCUGUUAUAGGCCGGUCGAUCCUCUCCUCGGAACUCCUGACUCCUGCGACAACCAGGUCCUGGCUGAAACCAGAUGCUUUUACUACAUCUGUUAAUACAGCCGUCGGGAAAUCAUGGGAGAUAUAUCGCUUUCCUCUGUAUGAGCACCGAAAUGUGGAUGCAUAUACCAAGUCUGGCUCGCUUGGGGCGUACACAUCCAAUAUCAUCCUUCUCCCGGAGUUCGGCGUAGGAUACUCCGUGCUAACCGCAGGCCGUGCUCUCGAAGCUCCUGUCACUCGAACCAUCGCCGAAUCCCUCAUCCCGGGACUCGAAGAAAUUGCCAGACUACAGAGUGUCGAGAACCUGGUUGGUACCUUCCGCGCCAUGGAUGGAGGACUGAACUCGUCCAUGAUAUUUACGUCUGAUGCGGGGCUUCCUGGUCUGGGUGUCUCGUCGUUUAUAUCGGAUGGGAAAGACGUUGUUGCCAACCUUGGAAGUCAAUUUCUGGGAUCGGGCCAAGGACUAAGCCUUAGACUGUAUCCGGCAGAGCUUGAACAAGAUGUUGGGGAUGGAACGCGGAGGAUUGGGUUUCGUAUAGCCUAUGAAGUUGUCGAAGAGGCACAGAACAGCCCGUUCGCGGCUUGUGCGACCUGGUUUGGCGUGGAUGGCCUUAGUUAUGGGAGACAUGGCGUCGACCAAGUGGUGUUCACGGUAGAUGAGAAUGGACGGGCACUGAGCGUGGAACCACUACUCCUCGACGUGGUGUUGACUAAAGUAGGUUCAUGACUGGGCACAUAG